Messenger RNA from Danaus chrysippus (African queen), 2748 nucleotides. Lineage: Eukaryota; Metazoa; Arthropoda; Insecta; Lepidoptera; Nymphalidae. The record is from the annotation of a GenBank genome assembly.
AUGCAGCAAUCACCGUUUGAAAAUAUUUUUAAUAUUAUUGGUGGCCUAUCAGAGGGUAAUGAGAAACCUAUGAAACAUGGUUUCUACAACGCUUUCGCCCUUUUCAUCCUAACGAUUUGUUGCACAGCUGUUUAUGUACUAUUUCUUAUUUUGGAACCUUUUUUUAAACCAUUGUUUUGGGCUCUAUUAGUGGGUUCUUUAUUACAUCCAUUUAAAUACAAAUUAUCGAAAAAAAUUAAGACAUGGUUCGAAGAACUGGAGAAAUCGAAUUCAUCUGUGAUAUAUGGUUUAAUGGUGAUACCGGUGGAUGUUAUAAAUUAUGCUUCUGAUACUGUUGGUUAUCAAUUCAGAGAUCAUUAUAAGACUGUCAUAGGGCUUCUGUCAGCUAUAUUUAUUCUACCAUGGUUGUACAAUGGAAUACCUCGCAGUUUCAGCUGCAUAUUCUGGCAAUUGGUUAGCUUCAUAAGCUUCUCAACAACACUACUUAUCAAGUUAUGCAGUUCAUAUAUUACGAUGACAUUUGCUUUGGCAUAUAUGAUCAGCAUAUAUUUCCUUUGGAGUCCGUCUAGAUCGGGAGUAUUCAAAGUUACAUCACAUAUUCUCUGGCUCAUCAUUGCUAGUUUCCUGGCAAACUUGGCUGGCUCUUUUAAAGUUUAUGUAUUUGUCCUGUUACAAGCUAUUGGUAUAACCGGCUUUGUAUUGGAAGUCCUUCACAUUCAUAAGCAUUUGUCACUAAAAGAUCCUGAAGUAUCAGUGUUUACUGCGUUGCAACAUGCUUUAAGCAACAAACCGCUAGAAAACACUGUCCUUGAAAAGAUUGAUGAGAAUCCCGAAGAAUCCAGCCCCGAGGAGAGCAAUGACAAGGAAACGACGCCUGACACAUCGCCAGUGACCCCAGAGGUCACAAAAAGGGGGAGCUGGUCAGAAAAUGACCCAAUCAGAAGCUCCAGACAGGCCAAAAUGCUUUUUAAAACAAGAACCCUCUCGGCACUUCCAUUACCAAACGUUAAAACGAAAUCUGCCUUCGAAAAUCGACUUCUAGCCUCAUUCAAACAGAGGUCCUUGGAUGAGAAUUAUAUACGAAAUAAUUUCAAUGAUGAUGAAACCGCAUUGUACUUCAAACUUCUAUUUUUUGGUUGCUUUUGUAUGUUGAUAUGGAAAUACAUAUGGUUACUGCCAGUUAUGCUGUUCUUUCUAGCCAUCCACAUUAUAAAGAUAUCGCUCAACUUCUUUGGAGUGUGGUUGUUCUUUGAGAAUCAAUGCAAUAAUAUAACAGCUAAAAUUGGUGGAUGGUGGAAUGACAGAAAAUCUGCUGUCAUCCCGGCACAGAUUCGAGGUAUUGGGAAGAUGCUGUCUUUAUGCAAUAAGAGUGUUAUCGAAAUGGCAUAUGAAUCAAUCGAUACAGUGUCCACAUGUAUUGUUAUAAUUGGACUUAUACUAUUUGUUGCUGUUGCUACAAUAUUUAUCUGUAUACAGAUAUAUUCUGAAGCGAUAGUGGUAGUACAAUUAAGUGGAAGCCUAUUAAACAGUACAUUUGUGCAAAAUAGUGAGCUCCACGCUUAUUUGCCUGAAGGCUGGGAAGAAAAACUAGACUCACUUAUAGAUAAUGCAUAUACAUAUGGCAGAGAAGGAAUAUCUACUGGGAUAAUGAGAUAUGUGAAGAGCAUUCUAAAGGAAGGUGAUCCAGAGAAAAUAGCUCGGGUGGAGCAACAGGUUCUUGAGAUAUGGGACCGCGUGUAUCAAAGUUGGGUGUCGGGGAUGUUCGCUCAGAGUGGACCUCAAGUUGACGGCUCAGCAGUACAAGAAUCAUGGGAUAACUUUGUACUAGAAGCAGGAACCACUGGAGGUAUUCAACAUAUAAUCUUAAAACAUUCAAAUGAAACUAAUAUAUUGCGGAUAUACUACGCGACUUUAUAUGAGACGAAACCUCUCAGCAUUCAAUGGAUUCUUUGCGGGUGUGUGUUGGACUAUACGGGUCUUGUGUCGUGGGUGAAAGCCAAUGUGGGUACAUUGAGUGCGAUCCUGUCCGGAGUUUGGGCGCCCCUGGCUAGUAACGUCUCACUAUUGGCUGGUUCUCUCGGUGCCUUCACGUCCCUACUACUUUGUGGUGGGGGCGCAAUCAUCAAUAUGUUUAUUAAUAUGGUUGUGUUCUUCACGACUCUAUUCUAUCUCCUGGCAUCAAGCAAUGCUCUCUACAAGCCGGUUGAAGUAAUAACACGUGUUCAACCAAACUUCGGACCCAGGCUGGGAAUAGCGCUCUCUGUGGCUAUAAACCAGGUAUUUCGUGCUUCCUUCAAGAUGGCGUUGUUUUACGGUCUCUGGACGUGGCUGGUUCACAACUUGUUUGGAGCUAAAGUUGUUUACUUGCCUUCAGUUCUAGCAGCAGUGUUAGGCGCAGCUCCAUUCUUAGGGCCAUACUUGGCUGGUAUCCCCGCAGCAUUGGAUGUCUGGCUCCAAGGUAGACCGAUGGCAGCCCUCCUGUUACCAAUCGUACAAGCGGCUCCCAUAGCCUUUUUGGAUGCUGCAGUUUACGCGGAAAUUAAAGACGGCGGUCACCCAUACGUGACGGGUCUAGCGAUAGCCGGUGGUAUAUUCUACUUAGGGCCAGAGGGAGCAAUUCUUGGUCCAUUGCUGCUAUGUUGCCUGAUGGUGGUGUUCAAUCUAUCCUCGACCUUCCUCAGAGACACUCCCUCAGAAGAAAGAGCCGCUUUACAUUCACGUGUCAGAUAUUUUGUUUUACUGAAGUAA